GACCGACAGCAAAUCCAAACAAAGCUUUCCUCCUUUAUUUGCUCGACGACUGAAGAGACUGGGAUGAAAAUGUCUUCAAAAACUUUUUUAUUCCGAGUAAGCCAAAGUCUCCAUACCGUUGCAAAAACAACUGUGGACACGCACUUCUUCCAAAUACUUCCUCCUGGGUUAUUGAGAAUGUAAGAGACGAGCUCAUUAAUAGAAUUAACCUCCAAAGGGAAGCCGAUUUUGAGCCGACUUUCUGUAAACUACUACUGUCUGCUGUCUGGCUGUCUGUCUGUACACGGAAUCUAAAACCAUAUUGAAACAAGUAGAUAGAUACAUACCUAAUCAUCCAAAUAUCAAACCCACCAAAUCAUUCCCAUCACCUAUAAAACUUCCAAACCCAUCACCCAAUUUCUAGAGAGAGAAACCCCAUCUCUUAGAGAGAGAAACCUCAUGGCAGAAACACCACAACACCACCGCCAAGUUCCACCGGUGAUUACACUACCACCACAAUCAUCAUUCGAAACCCUAUUCACAGGUGGGCCUGGGCCGGGCCCAGGGUUCAGCCCCGGCCCAAUGACCAUGGUUUCCAAUUUCUUCACUGAUCAUUACCCUGAUGUGGAUUCACGCUCGUUUUCUCAGCUUCUUGCUGGUGCUAUGGCUUCACCUGCAUCAAACGCAACUGGUUUUGUGUUUGAUGGGUUGAAAGAAAGUGAUUCUGCAAAGAAAGUUGGGGGGUUUAAGGAAAAUAGGCCCGUUGACUUGGUGAUUGGUCAAUCGCCAUCUGGGUUUGUGUUUCCAAAUGUUUUUAGUCCUUCUGGGUUUCUUAAUUCUCCUGGGUUUUUAUCACCUCUGCAGAGUCCAUUUGGGAUGUCACACCAGCAGGCGUUGGCUCAAGUUACCGCUCAGGCUGCAUUAUCUCAAUCUUAUUUCAAUCAUAUUCAACCGGAAAAUCAGCCUUCCGCAACAGAGUCAUAUGAGCAACAACCACAAAUGGUCAACACAGUCAAUUCAAAAUCAGAUCACGAGGAUUCCCAAAUCGGGUCACCAGAUGAUUUGUCGGUUUCUCAAUCCGACGCUACUGAACCUCAACAAAUGAUUGCUACUGAUACCAAUGAUGGCUACAAUUGGAGGAAGUACGGUCAAAAACAGGUCAAAGCAAGUGAGCAUCUGCGAAGCUACUAUAAAUGCACAUAUGUUAACUGCCCGGUGAAGAAGACGGUCGGGCAAUCAGUUGAUGGUCAAAUAACUGAUAUCGUGUUUAAAGGCAAGCACAAUCAUGACCCACCUCCACCUAAGCGCGCUAAAGAAGGUGCUGCUGAUGUGAACAAACCGAUUAAUUCUCAAUUGGAAACGCGCGUUGUGGAAACGCCGGUAGCUGAUCAAGGAUCGAACCCGUUGAUGAAAUUUGAUCAAGUAUGUAAUCAGUUCAUUGAUCAGUUGAUGAGCACUGAUGAGCCAGACGAUGAACCUAAUCCAAAAAGAAGGAAUACUGAAGUCGGGCCUGUGUCUGUGCCUGUGGACCCGGCGGCUUUAUCUAACAAGAUGGUACCAGAACAGAAAAUUGUAGUUCAGACAAGAAGUGAGGUUGAUCUUUUAAACGAUGGGUUCAAGUGGCGAAAAUACGGGCAGAAAGUGGUCAAGGGGAAUACUAAUCCAAGGAGUUAUUAUAAAUGCACAUUUGCAGGAUGCAAUGUGAGAAAGCAUGUAGAAAGAUCUCCAUCAGACCCGAAAUCUGUGGUAACGACAUAUGAAGGGAAACAUGAUCAUGAUAUUCCAGUAUCUAAGCAUCGAGGAUACUUUAGCAACAAUGGUGGUGGGCAAAUGGGUAAAUCUACAAAACCGUCACAGCGCAAAGACACCAACUUAGGAAACAAUGAAAGACCGGUUCUUUUACAGAUGAAAGAAGAGGCAAUAACGGCAUAAACGCUGUUCUGAAUGUGGUAAUGUAAAAGAUGUCUUUUGAAGUUUGUAUUGUUGCUAACAGAAUAGUAGUACAUUUCGGAUUAUAAGUAUUUGAUGGUUUAUUGGAGAUGAGUCUUUGUACAAAUGGUCGGGUUGCUUGUAAUGAGUAGAUCGCGGGCCUUGCUCGCCCUAUUUGUUGUACACAAAGAGAGUUAUAUGUACUUCAAGUUUAAGGGUAGAUUAUGUGCUGUCAUUGUAGCUCUUGGUUGUUGGUUUGCUCUUUAAAGGAAAUUUUUGGAAUGCUG
Messenger RNA from Helianthus annuus (common sunflower), 2195 nucleotides. Its product is annotated as probable WRKY transcription factor 3. The record is from RefSeq and is a predicted model, not a curated record. The transcript has 4 exons. Gene Ontology annotation, molecular function: sequence-specific DNA binding; DNA-binding transcription factor activity. Bases 439 to 1911 code for a protein of 490 amino acids. Gene Ontology annotation, biological process: regulation of DNA-templated transcription. NCBI's taxonomy places the organism in Eukaryota, Viridiplantae, Streptophyta, Magnoliopsida, Asterales, Asteraceae.